AUAUAAAAAUAGAUUCGGUGGGUUCGAGAAAAAUUGAACAAUUAAGUGGAGUGACAUGUCGAGCUAGGCCCAAUUACCCUGUGUUCGAUCUGACAGAGUUUCUAACACCCAUUUUUUUUCCUUUGGCCAAAGAUCUGCUGCAAAAUGGCGACCCUUACGGCUCACUUUCCAAAACUUCGCAUUCUUUGGUCGAGGAGCCCCCACGAGACCCUGAGACUCUUCAAGGCAUUAAAGGCGAACCACGAGGAAGUGGAUGUUGCGAAAGCGGUCGACGUUGGGAAAAAAGACUCCCUCGAAUCGCUGCUCAAGUCGGACAAGACAGACGAAGGGGGUGACGAGGAGAACGAAGAAGACGAGAUCAACGAGGCCGGACGAGAUAUGCUACUCCAGCUCCCCGGGGUCACCAUCCAGCUUGCCCGCAAGAUCAUGCACGAAUGCGAUUGCUUGGCAGAUUUGAUAGCCCUGAACCGAGAUCAGCUUCGCGCCUUGGCGGGUCCCUCCGUAGGGCAGAAACUGUUUACGUGAGUUGUUUAUUCGCACUGUGUCUUCUAGAUUUGGAACUUUUGUAUCUGUAUUGGCAAAAUCAACCAUAAUUUUCAAC
Messenger RNA from Pseudo-nitzschia multistriata, 601 nucleotides. The record is from the annotation of a GenBank genome assembly. NCBI's taxonomy places the organism in Eukaryota, Bacillariophyta, Bacillariophyceae, Bacillariales, Bacillariaceae.